AUAAAUUUGAAGGCUUCCAGGCUUUCACCCCGCCUCUGCAGCCUCCCCCGAUGUCCCUUGGCAGGGCUGCCGGCGAGCGGAGCGCUGCGGGAGGGCUCUGCAGCCGGCUCCGCCGCGGGAGCAGGGCGCGUUCCGACCCCCGACGGGCGCUGUCGGGCUUGUGGGGGGCUGUGGGGUAGCACAGCACCCCUCCCCUCUGCUGCAGCCCGGGGGCAGCGGCAGCCUGGGCCUGAGCUGGUGUCGGUGAGCUAACGGGCUUUAAAUUCUUCAUGGCUCUUUUGGAGCUGGCAGCGUCCAAAAUUGUCCCUGCGCGGGCAGCCACCUUCUCUGCCCGGCGUUUGCAGCCAGUCCUAAAAAUGAGGGAAUUUCCACGUGAGUCUCCAUCAACCCCUCCCUCCCCACAGUCGCAGGUCAGCUGCCUAUUAGCCAGCUAUAAAAUAAUUCAAUUUUUUUAUAGCCUCUCAUAAAAAGAAAUUGAUCGGGGUAUAUAUUUGAAUUAAGACAUAUUAAAUCGAUGACAGAUACACAUCACCUGCGUUUAACAGGCGAGGGACAAGGAGGCAUGCAGAAGGUUCCGCGGAGCUGUGAUACUUGUUGUUCACCUCCACAGCAUCUCCCAUCAAACCAUUCCAUCUCUGGACCUUGCUCCAGAGAUGCACACAGAAUUUGGAGAGGAGGGAGGGCACUAUUUGGAUGGACAUGUAGAAAAUACGUGUCUAUAAAUACCCGUACAUGCGUAUGGCUACUUUGCGUGAAGUUUUUACUGUGCAAUAAAACCAUCGAGCAGCCGCUUUUAAAACCCGGGGAUCAUUUAUUCCCAUUCCUUGCCUUGCAGCAUCACUGAAACCCCCACGGCGGCCACACGAGCCGGGAGCACUGGCUCGUCUCCGGUGGAGGCAGAGAAGGAAGGGAACCGGCGGGUCUCUCUCCCCCUUGAGCUCCCCCUAGAGCCUCUCACCCCGCUUUUGGCAGCCGUGGGCCAAAUCCUGCGAGUUUCCCCCCGCGAGUAGCGGCGGGAGAGGCAGAGGGGGAGCCUGGAGCCUGGCCCAGGAAAUGCCGGACCAGCACGGGGCUUCCUUUGAACUGGCUUGGCACAGGGAAGCGGCCAAGGCGCACAGAUGUAGUUUCGUCAAGGGGAUUAUGUGGCCGGGGAGAGCCGAGGUGCGUGUGGGUCCGCUGGCCUCCCCCGCCCCGUUUCCUCUCCUGGAGAGGCGGAGAAGCGUCUCUGGCUAUCCCGCAGGCAGGGAAGGGCAGCCAGCUUGCCUGCACUUCCCGGGAGCGCGGGGCUCAAGGCAUUCCCAGGGGGACCAAAAGCCUGGAGAAAGCAGAUGACAUAUCAGUGAAAGCUACUUCUCCUCCCAGAGAAAAGUCACGACAAUGCUCCUUUCCCCUUUUGGCUCGCAGGGAAAUCCCGGCCUUGCCUAGUCAAGCCCCUCAAAGGGCAGCAUCCUUUGUACCGACGGGCCACUUUCGGCGCUCCACAAAGCGCUUCGCUUUCGAGGACCAGCACACCCCGCACCCCAGGGGCGGUCCCAUCACUGUCCCCGCCCGUCCUCUACCUCUGCCCCCUUUCAGGAGAGCUCCCACUUUUCCUGCCUUUUCCUCUGGGGCAGCAGCUCAGGGCUAACACACACCGGCCGGAGACCCUCAUUUCCCAACCCACCUUCCGACAUCCUAAAGAGUCGAGGAGCAUUUAUGCUCGGGGCCGGUAUCGCUGCGGGGGUUCCAUCUCUGUUUCGCCGCUGCUGAGCUCGGGCUGAAGGGGAUGCAGCUGCCUGGACUGCGGCUGGCGGGCCCCGAGGGGCGUGGGGGGCUCUCCCCACGGGAUGCCCCGGGAAGCCGCUGCGGGAGGAGGAAGCCCCAAAGCGGCAGCGAGCGCAGGCUCCCAAAACUUGGCUCUAACAUGUGCCACUUGCCCCCUUCCUCCUCCCCUCCCCGCUUAUUCGUUUAUUUUCUAAAGGAAAGGAAUCCCAACCCCCGCCGUCUUCUUUUCAGGGAAACUUUGGCCGCCUUCUCCUAGUGGUGCCUUGGUCAUGAGUACACACAGGCUCGGCCUCGCGUGGGUGUGGGGCUGCGCGCAUUGUUGCAUGAGGGAGCGCUUUCCCGCCUCAUCCAUGAAUGAACGUGGCCCUCCAAAAAAAAAAAAAAACAGAUAAGGAAACCGAGCGCGGAGCCGUGUGGGCUGCGGCCAGGCGAGGAGAGAAACCCCACGGCCCCGCAGAGGCAAACACGGCGGAGCACCUGAGCAGGGCGCCCCGUCCGGUGCCUGGGGAGCCGGGGCAGCCGCUGCCCGGUGCUGCCCGGUGCUGCCCGGUGCUGCCCGGUGCUGCCCGGUGCUGCCGGCCGGCGGGGGCGGUGCCGGGCGCGCCCGCCGGGCCCCGCGCGAAGUUUUGCGAGUGCAACUUCGGGGGGCGGCGCGGGGGGGCCCGGGGGGCGGCGGGGGCGGAUCCCCGCGGCGCCGCCGGCCUGAAAGGGAGCCAAUCGCGGGGCCCCGGCCGCUGCCAAUCAUCGCCGUCCGUCCAAUCCCUCCGGCGCGGUGUCCGAGCCGUAUUCCCCAGCGCGCCGCCGAAGUGUGGUGAGGGCUCUGCCAAUCGCGGGCGGGCAGAGCGGGGCCGGGGAUGCGCGGGGCUCGGAGCGCAGACAAAAGAAGUUAAAGAGCCGCUUAAUAUAUACAUGUUUUUGAAGGCGGGUAAAGGGAAAAAAAUAACAACAGCGAGCGUAGAUGGGCUCGGCUGUGUCGUUAUGGAGCCCCCUUUGAGCAAGAGGAACCCGACACUGAGAUUAGCGGAUUUGGCAGCGGCUCAGCCCCAUCCUCACCAGAACAUGACAGGCUUCCCGGGGCUGGGGAACCACCACGUCCACCCCCACCACGCGGCCCACCUCCACCCCGGGGACGCGGGCGGCGACCCCGGCGGCGCCCUCACGCCGCUCGGACCCGAGCACAUGGCACAGCCCGCCGCCCUCAAGCUCACGCCCGAGGCGCUCACCGCCGCCGCCUUCGCCGCCCCGCCGCCACCACCACCACCGCCGCCGCCGCCGCCGCCGCCACCGCCGCCGCCGCCACCACCGCCGCCGCCUGCGCCGCCCGCCGCCGCCCUCCCGGGAUACCCGUCGGGGGAGGCGGCGGGCCGGGACUUUCUCCUGCGGCGGGAGCUGCCCGCCGCCGCCGCCGCCGUGCACGGGGCGCUGGGCGAGCAGCACCCGCCCGCCGGCUCCCCCCACCUUCCGCACCCGCCGCCGCACGGCGUCUUCAUCUCGGCCGCCGGCACCUACGGCGCGACCGACGGGGCGCACGCCGCCUUCCCGCCGCCGCCGCCCGGCGAGCAGGGCGCGCCCGCCGGCCGCCACCCGCCGCUCAACGGGCAGAUGCGCCUGGGGCUGGCGGCCGCCGCCGGGGAGCUCUACGGGCGCGCCGAGGCGCACUACGGGGCCGCCGCCGCCUCCUCCUCCUCGGCGUUGCAAGGCUACGGCUCCGUCAACCUCAACCUGGCGGCGGCCGGCCACGGGCACCCGCACCACCCCCAUCCCCACCACCACCACCAUCACCACCACCACCACCAUGCCCACGUCGGGGCCGCGGCGGCGGCGGCGGCGGCUGGGGCCUUCCUGCGAUACAUGCGACAGCCCAUCAAGCAAGAGCUGAUCUGCAAGUGGAUCGACCGGGAGCCGCCUCCUCCGCCUCCGCCGCCGCCACCGGGCGGUAGGAAGCCUUGCUCCAAAACUUUCAGCACGAUGCAGGAGCUGGUGAGCCAUGUCACCGUGGAGCACGUCGGUGGGCCCGAGCAGAGCAGCCACGUGUGCUACUGGGAGGAGUGUCCCCGUGAAGGCAAGCCCUUCAAAGCGAAAUACAAACUCAUCAACCACAUCCGAGUACACACGGGAGAGAAACCCUUCCCUUGCCCCUUCCCCGGCUGCGGGAAGGUCUUCGCUCGCUCCGAAAACCUCAAGAUCCACAAGCGGACUCAUACAGGGGAAAAGCCCUUCAAGUGCGAGUUCGACGGCUGCGAGAGGAAGUUCGCCAACAGCAGCGACCGCAAGAAGCAUUCCCACGUCCACACCUCGGACAAGCCCUACUACUGCAAGAUCCGCGGCUGCGACAAGUCCUACACGCACCCCAGCUCCCUGCGGAAGCACAUGAAGAUCCACUGCAAGUCGCCGCCGCCCUCCCCGCCGCCGGGCUCCCAGGGCUACGCGGCGGCGGGGCCCCCCGACGGGCCGCUGCCCCCCGAGGCCGAGCCCGCCGCCGAGCCGCCCCGCGGCCGCCGCGCCGCGCUCUCCCCGCCGGUCACCGACCUCAGCGAGUGGUACGUCUGCCAGGCCGGGGGGGCUCCCCGCCGGCCCCGCACGCCCUCCAGCCGCGACACCUCCCCGGCAUCCGAGGAGGAUGAGCCCCACAGGACCUCGGGAGGCAGAACUGCUCCCUAGGGCCGUGCCGGGCCGUGCCGGGCCGUGCCAAGCUGCCGGUGGCCCCGGCCCCACCGCACUGGGCCGGGCCGCAGGGGCGGCCACCUGGCACGGGGGGCUGCCGUGGAAGUGCCAUCAGGUUUGACUCGCGCUAUUUAUUCCAUGUACGAAACCCUAUGGUGUUUGUAUGGUAACUAAUUUAAUUAAAGAGACUCGGACCUUUUUUUUUUUUUUUUUUUUUUGGUAAAUAAAAGCAUUAAUAACGCCAGGCUGGGCUGUCCCAGUCACCCGAGCCGCACAAUUUUGCAGGGGGACGGUGUCAACGGAGAUGCCCAUCUUCCACUCUGCCCAUGCCCAUUGCUCUUAACAAGAUUAAGCUGGCGAAGCAGAACCCAGCCGAUCUCUGGAAUGGCUAUUAAGUACCUUAGCUGCCACCCCAGAGCCUCCUCUUUGGCCUGGGUAAAGCCCCAGGUCAGCGGCAGCCUCUUGAUUGUAAAGCAGCACCUGCUAAAGCUCCGGCUAGUCAAGGACAGGUUGUGCAUCCCUUAAAAAAAAAUGAAAUAAAUGCAUUUCCCCAC
Molecule: messenger RNA, 4982 nt
Organism: Passer domesticus (house sparrow)
Lineage: Eukaryota; Metazoa; Chordata; Aves; Passeriformes; Passeridae
Gene: ZIC5
Product: Zic family member 5
Biological process (GO): regulation of transcription by RNA polymerase II
Cellular component (GO): nucleus
Molecular function (GO): DNA-binding transcription factor activity, RNA polymerase II-specific; RNA polymerase II cis-regulatory region sequence-specific DNA binding
Source: RefSeq, a predicted model, not a curated record